Messenger RNA from Mollisia scopiformis, 1364 nucleotides. Its product is annotated as putative dihydrodipicolinate synthase. NCBI's taxonomy places the organism in Eukaryota, Fungi, Ascomycota, Leotiomycetes, Helotiales, Mollisiaceae. The transcript is spliced from 7 exons. Gene Ontology annotation, molecular function: 4-hydroxy-tetrahydrodipicolinate synthase activity. The record is from RefSeq and is a predicted model, not a curated record. The coding region runs from base 165 to 1166 and encodes 333 amino acids.
CCGAGUAACUGAUCGAAACCCCUGAAGCCGCCAGAUCUUAGUCCGAAUGACUAUUUGAGUAGCGUUCGAUUAAGGCAGAAAGGCAGAUAUCUCAAUAGAGAAUCCGUUUCAGAAGGGAAAGACGGCUCAGCUCUCGUCAAGCCCUCAACGUGGGAUCUGAAGAAAUGUCAAAAUCAAUCCAGAGGCGAAGGCUCGAACCAGGAGUCUACGGACCGUUGCCUACCUUCUUUGAUGACAAUCAAGAACUUGAUCUACAAAGCUACAAGAAACACCUGCUGAAUCUCGCCACAAAGGGCAUUGUACCAGUAUGCUCAGGCUCCCUCGGAGAAGCCGUUCACUUGAGCUACGAGGAGAGAAUUACCAUCAUCAAGUUCAUCAGAACUACUUUAGAUGAAGCUGGCCUGUCAUCAGCCCCUAUCGUCGCCGGCGUGGGAGGCUCAAGUACAAAAGAGACGAUAAAACUCGCUCAUGAUGCUGCGGAUGCUGGAGCAGAUGCAGGAAUGGUGAUUCUACCGGCGUACUACGCUGCUAGUCUAAACGCAGACCCAGAGCAGGUCGUUCAGUACUAUGUUGAUAUUUGCAAGGGAUCACCGAUACCCUUGCUGUUAUACAACUUCCCCGCAAAUGCUGCCGGUCAAGACAUGUCGUCAGCUGUCAUCGAAGCAGUAAUGAGGAGAGCCCCGAAUCUUUGUGGUGUAAAACUCACUUGUGGUGGUAGCAUCGGCAAACUCGUUCGAUUAAACGCAGCCAUCAACACAGACCCCACAAUCAACACUUCCCGAUCCUUUCCAUUCAUACUUCUGGACGGCCUGAUCGCAGACCUCAUUCCAUGGGUUCAAAGCGGAGGCCACGGGACGGUGAGCGGUAUACCAAACUUUGCUCCCCUGGCUGGUAUGAAGCUGUGGAAGCUGUGUAGUAAGCCGGAUCCGAGUGAAGCUGAUUUGAAAGAGGCGGCGAGAAUCCAAGCCAUUUUGUCCAAUGCGGAUGUAGCAGCGGUGCCGGGUGGGAUACGAGCCAUGAAGUAUGCUUUGCACAAGAUGAACGGGUAUGGGAUAGCUCCUAGGCGACCACUGUUGCCGUUGAAGCAGGCGGAAGGAGAGGCAUUUAUGGAAGUUUUGCGUGAACUUCUUGAACUUGAGGUAGAACUGGCCACAGCAGAGACAUGAUUCCGUCGAUCAGCUUCCUGAUUUUGCCUGAUUUUAUUGUGUUGGCUGUUUGUGCGUUGACGCACUGAUAAAACAGAGAUAGUUAUCUCUGAUGAGAGUAAAAGCCAAAAAUCGAACGAUAGUAGUGUUUUGAACUUCAACGACUCAAGCAGCCAGGCUAAAUGCGGAAACGCAACUUUGCGGGAUAGCGUUGAUAAA